AUGCUGGUGCCGCUGCGGACGGCCUUGCAGCAGGCCGGGAAGAUGUCCGAGGGCAGCCCGCCCAAGCUGGACGCCAACAUCCUCGUCCUCGGAGCCGCGGACGUGGGCAAGUCCGCAUUGAUCGUUCGCUUUCUGACCCGGAGGUUUAUUGGCGAAUACGGGGAUAUUGAAUCAAUUUACACCCACAAGGUGACGAUGGCUGGCCUAGAGGCUUGCUUCAGCAUCUGGGACUCCGUCUGCCCGCAGAUGUCCAGCCCCCAGGGCGGCGGGCACCAGAAGCAGCUCCGCUGGGCCGACGGCUUCGUCAUUGUCUACAGCAUCUGCGACCGCGCCAGCUUCCAGUUUGCCCACCAGCAGCUCCUGCGGAUCCAGCAGCUGAAGAGGCGGGGUGGGGCGGAAAAGCUGCCCGUUAUCUUGGUCGGGAACAAGCGGGACUUGCAACACCGGCGAGCCGUCUCUAGCGAGGAAGGCCGGCUCCUGGCCCUGUCCACCAACGCGGGCUUUUUUGAGAUCUCUGCCGCAGAGACUUAUCACGGCGCCUUGGUGGUCUUCCACGAACUCCUGGACCUGGUACGGGACUCUCGGAGUUCCAUCAAAAAGGCCUCUGUGGGCAUCCGCGGGAUUGUGCGCAGCAUGUCGGCCGUCUUUGGGAGGAGGAGGACUGAAUGAGGAGUGGGGAAAAGCUGGGAGGCGAGAGGGAAGCUAUG
Varanus komodoensis (Komodo dragon) is the source of this 707-nucleotide messenger RNA. RefSeq names its product ras-related and estrogen-regulated growth inhibitor-like protein. The coding region runs from base 1 to 669 and encodes 222 amino acids. The record is from RefSeq and is a predicted model, not a curated record. The transcript is spliced from 4 exons. Gene Ontology annotation, molecular function: GTPase activity; GTP binding. Lineage: Eukaryota; Metazoa; Chordata; Lepidosauria; Squamata; Varanidae.